AUGUACGUUAAAAGCAAGCUGUCCGACUGGGAUGCCUCCAAACCCGGAGGUCCCCAGACCGGGGAGACCAGAGACUCGGCAGUCGGGCCCCUUCGGCAGUUGAGUUUCGGGGAAAGGACGGCUCGUAAACAGAUACCAAAGGCCGCGUCCCAAAUCCGGAAACAGCCUCAUGACUUAGCAAACCUCGUUACCAUCCCAAGCAGGUACCGUGCGCCGGAGUCGAGGGCUCCAAAGGUGCCCGCGCCAAAGGGUACUGUCUCGGGCACGUACGACAGCCGAAUUGCCAACGCGAUGUUGCGGAAAGUCGCAAUUGAGGCCGCACAACGACGCGAACGAAAUGCGAGCGAUGAGAGCGCUGAAGAAGCCAGCAGCGAUGAGGAAAUCGCCCAACUCCAGACCUUUACCACGGCGGACAAGACCAACGCCCAGGAGUACUACAAGAUGCUGAUCGGGAGAGUGCCUACAGGUAGUGGAGAGCCUACAGGUAGUGGAGAGCAUACAGGUAGUGGAGAGCAUACAGGUAGUGGAGAGCCUGCAGGUAGUGGAGAGCCUGCAAAUCAAGGAGAGCCUGCAGAUCAAGGAGAGCAAAACGACCAGCGGUAUCUGGAUCAGGCGCGGGGAGAGGAGAGUCGGCCACCUGGGGAGGAGGAGCAGGGUCCGCCAGAGGAGGGUCCGCCAGAGGAGGGUCCGCCAGAGGAGGGUCGGUCAGAGGAGGGUCGGCCGCGACAGAAUGUUCGUGAGUGGUCCCCGCCGUCUGCUAGCAAUCGGUUGUCUCCGACGGUUCUUGCGACGGCGACGGCGGCAGGGAAGAAAAAGAAGAAGAAAACGGAGGUUUCGUUGAAGCCUACUCGGGAAGAGAACCACUGGGCGAACUAUGAAGAGCCUUGGCCGGAUGAGGUAGUACGGGCGUUACGUGCGAGUGUGUGGAAACCUGGUGGUUACGACCUGAAUUUGGACGAACUGGAAGAGCGUGUGGAUUACAGACAGGCCUGGAUGGUAGGGAUGAAGGGCACCAAGUGUAUCUUGGCGGCUCCGGGUAAGGAGAUCUUGGGCUUCGUCUCGCUGGACGGAACAGAUGUGGAGACCUUCAUAAGGUUUCAUUCUCCUGCCAUCCGCACAGCACCCAUAGUACUCACCAUGACCCUCGGUGAGAUAUGGAACCUACGCAUCGAAAUACCCACAGGCAUCGUCAAGUUCCUCUCCACCACCGCCACCCUCAAACUCACCUCACUAGUCAUGAACGGCCACAAAGCCCGCAAACCGGACAGCCAUCAUGACCGGGACAGUCGGGGCCAGUUGCUUGCCCAUGCAUACCUCAAAUUGGUGCCACAGGAGUUCAUUGACUCACUGCUCAUAUGCAUAUGGUACGGACACCACAACAACACUACCCCUAUCACCCAAAGCGGUAUGACCACUCAACCGGGUAUGACCAGUCAACCGGGUAUGACCACCCAAAGCGGUAUGACCACUCAAAGCGGUAUCCGUUAUUCCGUUACUCACGUCUGCGUUGGCAGGGAAGCGAAGGUUCAGUCAACCUUGGUCAAGUACUACGUGUAA
This is a messenger RNA of Gregarina niphandrodes, 1557 nucleotides long. RefSeq lists its product as hypothetical. The coding region runs from base 1 to 1557 and encodes 518 amino acids. The transcript has a single exon. NCBI's taxonomy places the organism in Eukaryota, Apicomplexa, Conoidasida, Eugregarinorida, Gregarinidae. The record is from RefSeq and is a predicted model, not a curated record.